UAUGUGUGUGAGAGAGAGAGAGAGAGAGAGAGAGAGAGAGACACAGUCCACUCCGCCGGGAUCGGCCUCUCCGGGACUUCCUGGCCGCUCGCGCCGCUGCCGUUGCUGCUGGCCGCUGGUUGGCUACAUUGUAUCAGUUCCCACACGGAGGAGCAGCACGGCGCUCGUCCAGAACCAGUGAACACAGAGGAAUUACCCUGGAUGGGAAGCUGCUCGCCGCGGGGAUUAAAUCGCCGGAGACGACUGGACUGGACUGGACUGGACACCGAUAAAAAAAAAAAAAAAAGAAGAAGGAGAAACGGUCGCUCUCGGUGCGGCGGACGAGUGACUCGAAGUGUGAUGGCACAAGUCCAGUGAAUCGCUGGCCUCUCCUCCUCCUCCUCCUCCCGUGUGUUGGAUGUCUCGGGGAGAGGAGCGCUGCCACUGGGUUCCUGGUGCCUCGGUGCUUUUUCUUUUUCCCUUCAGAGGUUUCAUCGUAAUUCAAGCGCUUUUACACUGAGUAGUUGUUUUUGAUGGAGUGCACGCCGCCAUGGACAGCCCGGGGGUUGGAAUAGGAGUGGCUAGCUAAGUCGGGAAUAUGUGGUUAAAUGGGACAAGAACGAGUAGACCGUGAGGAUUCUCUAACCCUUGCCCCGGAGUCCCAACCGUCUGAGAGGGUGUCGGACCUCACUGAGGCAAUCCUGGGCCGUUGGCACUAAAAUGUCCCUAAGUGGUGGCACUGCAGGCGGGAAAGGUGUGGACUCUAAUGCGGUGGACACUUACGACAGCGGGGAUGAGUGGGAUAUCGGUGUUGGAAAUCUGAUUAUUGACCUCGACGCUGACUUAGAGAAAGACAAACUUGAGAUGUCCGGCACCAAGGACGGCAUGGCGGCACCACCCAGUGCAGUGGCAGCGUUGCCCGACAACAUCAGGUUUGUGAGCCCCGUGUCUGGCUCUCAAGGCAAGGAAAGCAAAUCCAAAUACAAGCGCAGCAAGAACUCUAAAGACAAUAGUAGCAAAGCUUCCGCUGGAGAUGGGGGUAAAAAAGAGACUACGGGACGGACUCAGGUGGAGCCGACAGGUACAGCGGCGAGUGCAGGAGCUGCUGCCGGUAAUCCCCCCUCUGGGAGGAACAUGGAGAAAGGGGGCAAAGCCUCUCGAGGUGUUCUGGGGGGUAAAAAAGACAAAGAAGGGGCCAGUGGGAAAAGUAAGAAGGACAAAACCGACGGAGCCCCAGUCGUGGCGAUAGCCGUUGCGGAAAAGGAGGUUGUGUCUCAAGCCCAAGUCGCUUUGGGGAAUAGUCGUAACACGUCCUUUGAGAACACACAAUCAACAGACUUGGUGGAAGCCAAUCUAAUGGGGAAUAUUGCACUUGAACAAGUUGGGAUAGUACCAGCGUUGACGGCAAAAACUGAACCGGAGGAGGUGGAAAAUGGUAAUAGUGAAUGCAAGACGUUGAAGAAGGUGAAAAAUGAAAAGAUGGAAUCUCCUGUCUCCACGCCAGCCCCUCCCCCCCUCCACCUCCUGGCCACAGUAGGCAACAGUGAGAUUGCCUCGCCGUGUGAGCAGAUAAUGGUGCGUACGCGCUCGGUGGCAGUGAACACAUCCGACGUGGCCCUGGCUACCGAACCCGAGUGCUUGGGGCCCUGCGAGCCCGGCACCAGUGUCAAUCUCGAAGGCAUCGUGUGGCAGGAAACCGAGGACGGCAUGCUGGUGGUCAAUGUUACUUGGAGAAACAAGACAUAUGUGGGCACCCUGUUGGACUGCACGCGGCAUGACUGGGCUCCCCCCAGGUUUUGUGAAUCCCCGACAAGUGAUCUGGAGAUGAGGAAUGGCCGCGGAAGAGGCAAACGAAUGAGACCGAAUAGCAACACCCCAAUCAACGAGAAUAGCAACUCAUCUGACAACAAGGGCACCACCAACAACAAGACGCGUGCUGCUGCGAACAGCAAGGGCCGUAGGGGCAGCCAGACACCGUCAGAGCGCCGCACCCCACCCAACAGCAACACUGAGGACAUCAAGGCUAGUCCCUCUUCAGCUGGGAAACGCAAGACCAAACCAGCCUCGGACAUGGAGCCGAAUUCCAGCUCAGAGGACACCAAAGGCAACAAACGAAUGCGGACAAACUCCAACAGUGGAGGGGUGGGACCAACGGGUCUGCCUCUCCCUUCUAUUAAGACUGAGCCACUUCCACCUCCCCUUGAUCGCACCUGCCCCUCUCCAGUUCUUAUUGAUUGCCCACACCCUAACUGCAACAAGAAGUACAAGCACAUCAAUGGUCUCAAGUACCACCAAGCCCGCGCCCACAAUGAUGAUGACAUAAAGUUGGAGUUAGAUGCAGACAGUGAAUAUGGAGAGGAGUCAACCCUCCACCCUGAACCAGGGAGCUGUAAUGGAGCAUCUAGCUCUCAGAAAGGAUCCUUGUCUCCAGCACGUUCAGUUACUCCGAAAGGCAGGAACUUUGAUGCUCAAAGUCCUUCCCCAUCUCCUGGCAAGUUUGGUUCAAAGCAAAGUAAAAAGAAAAUGGCUGAGACAGACCCAGAAACGGGAGGUACACCAAUGGACGGGUGUGAGGAUGGGCCAUGCCUCACUGAUGAAGCCAGUAAUGAUGGUAUAGAUGAUAAGAGAGGAUCAGAGAGGUCCAAAAAGGCUGGUGCUAGCUCAAAGGCUGAUAAAAUGGCCCAGAAAAACAUGAAGUCACCACGGUCCAUUGGUCCUGGCUCUGCGGCAUCCCAGCAGAUGUACUCUUUUCCUCCUGGAAACCCAAAUUCUUCCCCCGGGCUUACCCCAAUGAUACAAGGUAUUCCCAAGAGUCCCCAAAUGAAAGGCACGCAACCUAAACCCCCUGCCAUUGUAGAUCCUGCUUCAAGUAGCUCCAAAGACAAGAAGAAGAAAGACAAGAAGAAAAAAGAUGGUGGGAAGGAGUCUGACAGCCCCAAGCCUGCGGGAAAGGGUGGGAAACUAGAGGAAGGUAAGCUUUCAUACUCUGAACCUUCUGAUCUUGGAAAUAAGGGGGAACUCCUCAAUGGUUCCUCAGAUCUGCAUCAGAGUCGCUUGGCUAGUAUCAAGGCUGAGGCUGACAAGAUUUACAGCUUUUCUGACAAUGCCCCUAGCCCAUCCAUUGGUGUAGCCAGUCGGAUAGAUGGCAGUGGGAUGCCUCAGCCUCUCACGCCACUUCACGCAGCGAACCAAAAUGGUGCUGACAGUUCUUCAGUCAAAACUAAUAGUCCAGCAUAUUCUGACAUUUCAGAUGCAGGGGAGGACGGUGAAGGGAAACUAGAAGGUGUCAAAGUCAGGACAGAGGACCAAGCCAUCAGGGAAAGUGUCAAAAAAGCACUUUUUUCAAAUCAGACACCUAACAAAGACUCCCCAUACUAUGCUGGCUAUGAGUCGUAUUACUCACCCAAUUAUGUCAACCCCAGUGCCAGUGGGCCCAAUCCAGGCACGCCUGUGGCUGAAGGUCAGGUUAAGAUCAAAAGAGAGGAAGACCUGGACCAAGGGGAGGAGAAAGUUAAGGUUGAGAUUCAUGAAGACCGCAAACCUGACAUCAGUGCUUCUGGGCAGCAUCAGCAGCAGCAGCAGCAGCAACAACAACAACAACAACAACAACAGCAACAACAACAACAACAACAACAGCAGCAGCAGCAACAGCAGCAGCAACAACAACAACAGCAACAGCAGCAGCAGCAACAACUCCAACAGCAGCAGCAGCAGCAGCAGCAGCAACAACAACUACAACAACAACAACAACAGCAACCCUCAGUCAUCCAACAGCGCUCCAACAUGUACAUGCAACCUCUUUAUUACAACCAGUAUGCUUAUGUGCCCCCAUAUGCAUACCAUCCCGAUCAGGCCUACCAUAACCACUUGAUUAACACCAACCCAGCCUACCGGCAACAGUGCGAGGAGCGGCAGCGACAGAUGGCCGAACAGCAUCGUGCUGCUGAGAAGAAGUCAGAUGUAGCCAUAAAAGAAAGAGAAGCCUCCAUGAAGGAGGAGUGGAAGCAAAAGAGCCCAAUGCCCCCAAGCCUCUCCAAAGCCCCAAGUCAGCCAGACCUUGGGAAGACGCCACAGCCCCCAGGUAAAUCAAGGGACUCACCCUCUGAGCCCUCCUCCAAAUCCAUCGGGAGCAUAAAGGUGGAGGACCCUAAGUCCAUACAACCUGAGGGGCUAAAGAUGAAACUGACCGAAGGGGGCCACCAUGUAAAGGAAGACUCCAAGCAGACACUGGAGUCCAGAGGUCAACCAGGGAUGGAGCAGGCCAUGUGGUACAGACAGUACUCCGACAGCCAGAAGCCCCAAGCAGAGGACGAACACCAGCAACCUCGAUGGAAAGAGGAAAGGGACAGAGAGCGGGAACGCGAUCGUAAAAUAAAGGACGACAGGUCGAGGCCCAAGGACAGUCAAAGUGGGCCCAAGGAGGACAGUAAAGACAGCGGCGAUCCCAGAAUCACUUCUGAGGACCACCGGGUUAUGAGCAAAGACUCUCGUUCGAAUCCCCAUAUGCAGUUUUCAUCACCACUAGCGCAGCACCAGGGCUACAUGCCCUACAUGCACGGUUACCCCUAUGGACAGGGCUAUGACCCCAACCACCCUGGAUACAGGGGCAUGCCCUCGGUCAUGAUGCAGAAUUACCCAGGUUCCUACCUACCCGGAGGUUAUCCGUUCUCUCCGUAUGGAAGUAAAAUUGCCGGAGGCGAGGAAGGCGGUGACAAAUCUCGCACGAGCCCCACGGUCACCAAAUCGGCAACAGACUCCAAAGCCCUGGAUAUCCUGCAUCAGCACGCCAGCCAGUACAAGAGCAAAUCCCCCACAGUGGGCGACAAGCCGCCCCACGACAGGGACAGGGAGAGGGAGCAGGACCGGGGGGCUGCUGGGGAUCGGGAACGGGAGCGCGAGAGGGAACGAGAAAGAGACGUGGACCGGCCGCGCUCCUCCCCCUCCCAGCGCAUCAUGCCCUCCCACCACCACCUGGGAUACCCCCUGCUCUCGGGCCAGUACGACCUGUCCUACACCACAGGGAAACCCGACCGUCACACCUCAACCCUGCAGAGAUUCAUGUGACUGGCUCACGUGUGAAGAAGAUCGUCCGGGCGUUACCUUUUUACGACAUCAGUUGAAUGGUGUUUCUAUCUAUAUUUUUUAAUUUCCUCUGCCGAAAAAGGACAGGCAGAUUUUUUUGUUUUUUCUUCCUCCCCUCCUCCUCGUAAAUGACCCCCGAAUUCUCCCAAAAACCUUGGACUGUAACAAGGCCGACGAAAACCCAGGUUCAAAGCCAUCGCUCUGCCCCGUCACGCAGAGGAAACAACGACCCGCUGAUUCUCUAGUCUUUGCACUGUCAACAAAUACAAUGCAAAAAGAGACUAUCGGACUGCCAGAACAGCUUUUUGUUGUUGUUGUUGUUGUUUUGUUGUUUUUUUUCUUCCUUUGACUGCAUAGUUUUUUUUUUAUGUCGCACGCAGAAAUGAAUUGGCAGUGAUUCUGGGGGGAGCUGGGUGGCUGAUGGGGGAAGAGGAGUCAAACUAAAUUAAAAGACUUGACUAAAGGACGGGGAAAAAAGCGGAUCAUAUUGAAAUGAUUUCAACUCGAUGUCUUUGGCUUCUCGUACGCCGCCGAAACAACAGUAUAUCCUUAACUUGACAAACGUUUGGCUAUAUUUUGUGUUGGGGGACGGGGGGGAGACGGAAUAUGGCAACGGCUGCUUUCUUCAGAGACUUACGAGCCGGAGACUGAAGUUGUUCAUUUUUAAUUUUUUGGGUUCAUUUUCCAUCAUCGUCAUCGUCGUCAGUUCCCAUCUCUCCUUUGAACCCUCCGCUCUUUGUUUCAGGGAUGAUGUGUCGCGAAGGGACCGCAUACACCUCAGUGGAGAAUAAACACUAUGUCAUGUUUUUCUUUUUUCUCUCUCGACAACACUUCAGUUCUGCUCCGCGUCGUUUGUUUGUGUGUUCACCUUUGAUUGUGUCCAACCGCUGGUUUUAGUUCCUGAAAAGGUUCUCACACACACACACACACACACACACACACACACACACACACACACACACACACACACACUCACUCCCGACGGUGAAGCCACAUCUGCAGGCGACCGGUUUCACGGGGGCGUUGCCGUCACUACAUUCGGACACUGUGUGUUGGGGGGGGGGUGGGUCUCUGAUGUCUUCACUGUAGCUUCAUUCAGCUCAUCCACUUCUUGAUUUCUUUUUCUGUGAACUAAUGUGAAAUUUCACUCGACUCGUGUGUUUUCCCUGAUGUAAUAUAGACUCCUAGCCUGCUUUUUUAUGUGCAUACAUGUUUAUAUUUAUCCCGGCACGCAGCUGUUUAGAAAUUAUUACUGUUGAAAAGCUUUUUCACAGAGUUCAACAUCUUCUUUUGUGCUCACAGAGUCGCUGCUGCUCCUCCGACAUCUCCUCCCACUGCUCCCCAGCUUUUUUGGUUUAUCUUGCUGCAGAUUUAUAAGAAAUACAAAUAAAAAUCUUAUUUUAUUAUUAAUGUUUUCAGCCCAUCUCAAGCUCGGUUGCAUGUCUCCAUUCAUGUCAACGUGCACAUGUGCCAUUCGACUGGUUCCACAUCUCGGAGUCUAUUUCAAAACGGCACAGCGGCGGCGACCGACUGUCGGCUGAAGAGAGGCAAACAUUUCUCUUGGUGCUUCGCUUGCUUGUGUGACUUCACCACAACACACGUCCAACAUUCAAGGCGGUCGCGAGCGUUGGUUUUUCUCGUCGCCCCGGCGGCGAGCUCUUGGAUGAGUCCGAAUAAAACGGGUCAGCAAGUCCAAUCCGUCGGACACAAACUUCCUUUGUACGGCUGCUGCCUGAGCUCAACGCUCGACUACUACUCGGCUACAUUAGACAAAAAAGUGCAUGAAGUUAAAAACCCCAAAACAUACUCUGUUGCUGUUCCUAUCACAGAGCAAACGUGAGCCAAUCAGAUGCACGCGGUGAAAUUGAUUAGAAAAAAGGAAAGGCUGAGUCGAUCACUCACACACGUGACUGAAGCUCUGCUGAAGAAAGAAAAAAGAAGCGCGUUGCUCUCGGCGUUUUCUUUGGAUCUCAAACUGGUGUUUCGCUGCUCCGGAAAACUGAACCGAGUCCGGUCCACUUAGCGUCUGCACAAAGUGUAGCGCGACUGUCAGCACGGCCGCUCCCUCGUGGAUUUCCAAUUACAGAUCUCGUACCUCAGGGGUUGUAGGUUGAAAUCGUAUCCACGUGCUGUUUGCAAACUCGCCCACGACGGAGAAUCGCUCCCAGGUUUUUCGUGCCGCACCUACCGUUGUGGCUUGUGACCGUUCCUCUCCGUCAGUUUAAUGAGAGCAGACUCUUGACCACGUUGUCAUUAAAUUAAAUGUUAUUGAUUUUAUCAUUGGUCUUACAGUCUCGCCCUCCUCCACGGUGUAGCUUAUUUCUUUUCUCUUCCAUUUAACACUGUAUGUGAUCACGUCUGCAAACCGCCAGUGAAUCUCACGUCCCCUGGAGUCGGACGACGGUGGCUCUUCACUCCGAGGGUCUUGGACAUUCCAAGUAAAAAAAAAAAAUCAGUUGCCAGUUUAUUUCAUCUUUUUGCCAAGAUGCUUCAUCUUUUGUCCUUUUGCAGGAUUUUGAAGAAGAGGAGUGGCUGACUGUGGUGCCGUGUGACUCGUACUUAAAUCUGUGAGGGUGAUCCAGGCAGCUGGGAUGUUGUCUCUAAGGUUAUCUUUUUAGUACCAGCGGACUGCGCGUACGUUUAGAAUUAAUCAGACCAUGGUUGUGACAAGUGCAUUUGUUCUCUCUCUUGAGAGAGGUAGUGACGUGAUCUCGGUAGUGGAGCGGAGCCCGGUGAAGACCCGUGUGUACUAGAGUGGAUGAAAAGGCCAGAGAAGGCCCCGUUUGCCGUCGACGUGUUGGAAAGUGCUCGGCUCGUGUGUUUUUGCGGGACCGUCUUUUUGUCUCAUGGUGAAGAGUCUAUUUAUUGGCCAGCAGUUGUCUCAAUUGGUGCCUAGUUGAACAUUCUCCUGUGAAAAACAGCAUUGACACUUGCUCGUUCGUCUUCUCCCCGACCCGCCUACUGUCACACAAACCUCCCCCCUCCUCCUCCUCCUCCUCCCAAAAGUUCCACGACUGGUGCUUUGGUGCAAGGAUGUUUACAAUGUCUUCAUUUUCUUUCCGCGUGAGAGGUUCAGAACUCUUUCCCCCCCGUCUCCCCCCGACUCUCCCGCCCUUCAGGAGUUUGUGUAAAGUGUACAUUACCAUGGUUCUUUUUUAUACAAUACUCUGUAACUUGCCUUUGUAAAUUUGGGCUGGAAAAAAUAAAUCUUUUUAUGAGA
Molecule: messenger RNA, 8281 nt
Organism: Scophthalmus maximus (turbot)
Lineage: Eukaryota; Metazoa; Chordata; Actinopteri; Pleuronectiformes; Scophthalmidae
Product: zinc finger protein 609-like
Exons: 8
Coding region: 700-5043 (1447 amino acids)
Biological process (GO): regulation of transcription by RNA polymerase II
Cellular component (GO): nucleus
Source: RefSeq, a predicted model, not a curated record